Molecule: messenger RNA, 7572 nt
Organism: Serendipita indica DSM 11827
Lineage: Eukaryota; Fungi; Basidiomycota; Agaricomycetes; Sebacinales; Serendipitaceae
Source: the annotation of a GenBank genome assembly
AUGUCUACUACUCGCUCUUUUCUAGCUCUUCUCCCGCUCGUUGUCCAUUUUGUUCGCGCUUGCGACGAAGCCAUUCCUUUGUGGCAGCAAUGUGGAGGAAUCACGUAUUCAGGCCCUAGCCACCCUCACUGUGUCGAUGGAGCCAUAUGCCAGGAGUGGAAUCCCUAUUAUUUCCAAUGCAUUCCUGACCCCAACGCCUCGAGCUCUUCGUCUUCGAGUGCCUCGUCCUCAAGUUCUUCGUCCGUAACUCAAAGCUCAUCCACAAGCCUUCCAACCGACACCCCGACGUCGACUAGUACAAGUACUUCAAGUACAAGCACCCAAACGCCUACAUUUACUCCUCCCGUCGUCCCGUUGUCGCCAACGGGCCUGGCAGCCCUCGCAAAAUCGAAAGACAGGUACAUUGGAUCUGCAUUCGACAAUGGAUACCUUUCCGACACUGCCUAUACUAAUAUUGUUCUCUCCAAUGUGAACCAAAUCACAUGCGAGAACUCGAUGAAGUGGGAGAGCAUUGAGGCAACGAGAGGGGUGUUCUCCAGCCCUGAUGCUGAUCGAAUGGUUCAGCUGGCCGAAGCCAACGGAAUGACGAUUCGUGGUCAUACUCUCGUCUGGCACUCCCAGCUCCCAUCAUGGGUAUCUAGCGGCAAUUGGACUACUUCCACUCUUACAGAAGUCAUCACGUCGCACAUUACCGGUGUCAUGACAAAGUACAAAGGAAAGAUCCACACGUGGGACGUUGUGAACGAAGUCAUCGGUGAUGAUGCAAACAUGCGUCCGUCUGUCUUCUACAACACACUCGGCGAAAGCUUUAUCGAUCUCGCAUUCAAUACGGCCAAAGCAGUCGAUCCCAAGCCCAUCUUGGCGAUUAAUGAUUAUAAUAUGGAGUAUUCGCAGAAAGCCACAGCGAUGUAUAAUCUCGUUAAGCGGCUCAAAUCUCGCGGAGUUCCUGUUGAGCAGAUUGGCGCUCAGGCGCACUUGGUUGUUGGUUCUCUCCCAAGCGGUAUCAAGGAUAUCUACCAAAACUUUGCAUCUCUUGGUGUUUCGGUCGCGGUCACCGAACUGGAUAUCCGUAUGCCUACACCACCUACCGCUGCAACUCUCGCCCAACAGGCUGCUGAUUAUGUCACGGUUGUCAAGGCCUGUCUCGACGUCCCUCAAUGUCUUGGAGUUACUUUCUGGGGUCUCACUGACAAAUACUCUUGGGUUCCUGAUGUAUUCUCGGGUGAAGGAGCGGCUUGCUUGUACGACGAGAGCUUGCAGCCCAAGCCCGAUUACACUGCCGUCCAGUCGCUUCUCUCUGCCACGCCAACGUCGACAACGACGACAGCCAGCCCUACGGAUACUCAAACGACCGUGACCAGCUCUCCGACAUCGACAUUUACUCCACCAGUCGUCCCGUUAUCCCCUACAGGUCUGGCGGCUCUCGCCAAGUCGAAGGAUAGGUAUAUGGGAUCUGCGUUCGAGAACGGAUAUCUUUCCGACUCGGCCUAUACCAGCAUUGUCCUAUCAAAUGUGAACCAAAUCACAUGCGAAAACUCAAUGAAGUGGGAGAGUAUCGAAGCAACGCGAGGAGUAUUCUCUAGCCCCGAUGCUGAUCGAAUGGUUCAACUGGCCGAAGCUAACGGGAUGACAAUUCGUGGCCAUACUCUCGUCUGGCACUCUCAGCUCCCCUCAUGGGUAGCCAACGGAAACUGGACCACAUCGACACUGACCGAGGUUAUCACGUCGCAUAUCACCGGAGUUAUGACCAAGUACAAGGGCAAAAUCCACACAUGGGAUGUUGUGAACGAAGUCAUUGGAGACGACGCAAACAUGCGUCCAUCCGUCUUCUACAAUACCCUCGGCGAAAGCUUCAUUGACCUGGCAUUCAAUACGGCCAAAGCAGUUGAUCCCAAGCCUAUCCUGGCCAUCAAUGACUACAAUAUGGAGUAUUCACAGAAGGCUACCGCCAUGUAUAACCUCGUCAAGCGCCUCAAAUCGCGUGGUGUUCCAGUCGAGCAGAUUGGCGCUCAAGCCCAUCUGGUUGUCGGCUCUCUUCCAACCGGCAUUAAGGAUAUUUACCAGAACUUCGCAUCUCUCGGCGUCUCUGUUGCUGUCACCGAGUUGGAUAUCCGCAUGCCUACUCCUCCCACCGCUGCAACUCUCGCUCAACAGGCUGUUGAUUAUGUCACGGUUGUCAAGGCCUGUCUUGAUGUUCCUCAAUGCCUUGGUGUAACUUUCUGGGGUCUCACCGACAAAUACUCUUGGGUUCCUGGCGUAUUCUCAGGCGAAGGUGCGGCUUGCUUGUACGACGAGAGCUUGCAGCCCAAGCCCGAUUACACCGCCGUCCAGUCGCUCCUCUCUGCCACGCCAACGUCGACAACGACGACAGCCAGCCCUACGGAUACUCAAACGACCGUGACCAGCUCUCCGACGUCGACAUUUACUCCACCAGUCGUCCCGUUAUCCCCUACAGGUCUGGCGGCUCUCGCCAAGUCGAAGGAUAGGUAUAUGGGAUCUGCGUUCGAGAACGGAUAUCUUUCCGACUCGGCCUAUACCAGCAUUGUCCUAUCAAAUGUGAACCAAAUCACAUGCGAAAACUCAAUGAAGUGGGAGAGUAUCGAAGCAACGCGAGGAGUAUUCUCUAGCCCCGAUGCUGAUCGAAUGGUUCAACUGGCCGAAGCUAACGGGAUGACAAUUCGUGGCCAUACUCUCGUCUGGCACUCUCAGCUCCCCUCAUGGGUAGCCAACGGAAACUGGACCACAUCGACACUGACCGAGGUUAUCACGUCGCAUAUCACCGGAGUUAUGACCAAGUACAAGGGCAAAAUCCACACAUGGGAUGUUGUGAACGAAGUCAUUGGAGACGACGCAAACAUGCGUCCAUCCGUCUUCUACAAUACCCUCGGCGAAAGCUUCAUUGACCUGGCAUUCAAUACGGCCAAAGCAGUUGAUCCCAAGCCUAUCCUGGCCAUCAAUGACUACAAUAUGGAGUAUUCACAGAAGGCUACCGCCAUGUAUAACCUCGUCAAGCGCCUCAAAUCGCGUGGUGUUCCAGUCGAGCAGAUUGGCGCUCAAGCCCAUCUGGUUGUCGGCUCUCUUCCAAGCGGCAUUAAGGAUAUUUACCAGAACUUCGCAUCUCUCGGCGUCUCUGUUGCUGUCACCGAGUUGGAUAUCCGCAUGCCUACUCCUCCCACCGCUGCAACUCUCGCUCAACAGGCUGUUGAUUAUGUCACGGUUGUCAAGGCCUGUCUUGAUGUUCCUCAAUGCCUUGGUGUAACUUUCUGGGGUCUCACCGACAAAUACUCUUGGGUUCCUGGCGUAUUCUCAGGCGAAGGUGCGGCUUGCUUGUACGACGAGAGCUUGCAGCCCAAGCCCGAUUACACUGCCGUCCAGUCGCUUCUCUCUGCCACGCCAACGUCGACAACGACGACAGCCAGCCCUACGGAUACUCAAACGACCGUGACCAGCUCUCCGACGUCGACAUUUACUCCACCAGUCGUCCCGUUAUCCCCUACAGGUCUGGCGGCUCUCGCCAAGUCGAAGGAUAGGUAUAUGGGAUCUGCGUUCGAGAACGGAUAUCUUUCCGACUCGGCUUAUACCAACAUUGUCCUAUCAAAUGUGAACCAAAUCACAUGCGAGAACUCGAUGAAGUGGGAGAGUAUCGAGGCAACACGCGGAGUAUUCUCUAGCCCUGACGCCGAUCGAAUGGUUCAAGUCGCUGAAGCUAAUGGCAUGACAAUUCGUGGGCAUACUCUUGUCUGGCACUCUCAGCUCCCGUCGUGGGUUGCGAACGGCAAUUGGACGACUUCAACCCUGACGGACGUUAUUACAUCGCAUAUCACCGGCGUCAUGACCAAAUACAAAGGGAAGAUCCACACAUGGGACGUUGUAAACGAAGUGAUUGGUGACGACGCAAACAUGCGCCCAUCCGUCUUCUACAACACACUCGGCGAAAGCUUCAUCGAUCUCGCGUUCAACAUAGCCAAAGCAGUCGAUCCCAAGCCCAUCUUGGCGAUUAAUGAUUAUAACAUGGAGUAUUCGCAGAAAGCCACAGCGAUGUAUAACCUCGUCAAGCGCCUCAAAUCGCGUGGUGUUCCAGUCGAGCAGAUUGGUGCCCAAGCCCAUUUGGUGGUCGGCUCCCUUCCGAGUGGCAUCAAGGAUAUCUACCAAAACUUUGCAUCUCUUGGCGUCUCUGUUGCGGUCACCGAACUGGACAUCCGCAUGCCCACGCCUCCUACGGCUGCAACUCUCGCCCAACAGGCUGCUGAUUAUGUCACGGUUGUCAAGGCCUGUCUCGACGUUCCCCAGUGCCUCGGAGUAACUUUCUGGGGUCUCACCGACAAGUACUCUUGGGUCCCUGGUGUAUUCUCGGGCGAAGGAGCAGCUUGCCUUUAUGACGAUAGUCUGCAACCCAAGCCUGAUUAUACGGCCGUUCAAGCCCUACUCUCCGCGACUCCAACGUCGACGCCAACGGACAGCUCUACCGGUAGUUCGACAACGCCUAUUAGUACGAGCACCAGCGUCUCUCAAAGUAAUUCAAUGUCAUCAAGCACUUCGAGUAGCCAGGUAUCGACAACUCCAAUUUCGACAAGUACCCCGAUUUCGACGAGCACCCAAGUUUCGACAAGUGUAACCUCUACGAGCACGAUCCCAGUCGUCACACUCUCGCCGACUGGCCUCGCUUCAUUGGCCAAGCGCAAGAAGAGAUAUAUCGGUACGGCGUACGAUAACUGGCAUGUGUCGGACCAGAAUUACACGAACAUUGUCCUUUCGAAUGUCAACCAGCUCACUUGCGAAAACUCUAUGAAGUGGGAAACCAUUGAAGCAACGCGAGGUGUCUUCUCUAGCCCGGAUGCCGACAACAUUGUUGCGAUUGCUCAACGCAACGGCUUGACCAUGCGCGGGCACACUCUUGUGUGGCACUCGCAGCUUCCUGCUUGGGUAGCCAAUGGCAACUGGACCACGACGACUCUGACAGAUGUGAUCAAAUCUCACAUCACUGGUGUGAUGACCAAGUACAAGGGCAAAAUCCACACCUGGGACGUUGUAAACGAGGUUGUUGGAGAUGACGCCAAAAUGCGCCCAUCUGUGUUCUACAAUACGCUUGGUGAAAGCUUCAUCGACCUCGCUUUCAAGACGGCCAAGUCGGUCGAUCCCAAGCCCAUUUUGGCCAUCAACGACUACAACCUGGAAUACUCGGACAAGGCCAAUGCAAUGUACGAUCUCGUCAAGCGCCUCAAGGCUCGUCAUGUUCCCGUCGAGCAGAUUGGUGCCCAAGCGCAUUUGGUUGUCGGCUCUCUCCCGACGGGUAUCAAAGAGACUUACAAAAAGUUUGCGUCUCUUAAAGUCUCAGUCGCGAUCACCGAGUUGGAUAUCCGUAUGCCGACCCCUCCGACGGCUGCAACUCUUGCCCAACAAGCCAAGGAUUAUGUCACCAUGGUCAAGGCCUGCCUCGAAAUCCCUGAAUGCCUCGGCAUCACCUUCUGGGGUCUUAGCGACAAAUACUCGUGGGUGCCGGGUGUCUUCUCUGGCGAGGGAGCAGCGUGCUUGUAUGACGAAGACCUGCAGCCCAAGCCAGACUAUACUGCUCGGCUCGCUCUCGAAAACGGCGCGCGGAUGACGCUCCAUGUGCCGCUCGUCGUCAAAGAUGAACAAGAUUCGAUGUCUGGAUUGUCCUCGACACCAUCAAAGCACGCUCGCUCAAAGCUGAGACAACCAAAGGAUCAUGCGCUCCAGCUCGAACGGGCUGCUCGCACCAUCGCCAAAGCUCGUCGCGUCGUUGUUGUUUGUGGUGCCGGCAUCUCCGUACAGGCGGGCAUUCCCGAUUUCCGUUCGUCGACUGGGCUCUUUCAGCAGCUCAAGGAGGAGAACCCAAAGGCACUGUCGAGUGGACGUGAGCUAUUCGACGCUCAACAUGUCUUUCAUUCCGAGUCGACAGCAUCCGUGUUUUACAAAAUGGUCGCUCGACUCGCGAUCAUGGCAGACGAAGCACACCCAACGCCCUUUCAUCGGCUUCUCAAGGGUCUGGACGACCGCGGUCAAUUACUAAGGUGCUACACACAAAAUAUCGAUGGUAUCGAGGAACGUGCAGGCUUGAGCUUUGGAUUACCACCCCCACGGGUGAGAAUGUCGCCCAAGAAACGAAGAAGUAAAAAGGACGACGAGGACGCGGGCGCGACAUCUUCGGAACGAGCGAGCGUCCCGGUGCAGGGCGAGAAUGACGAGACCAAACCUGAGAGCGCGACUUCAUCGAAACCGCCAUCCACCUCGUCGAAAUCAGCAUCCAAACCGGCAUUCACUUCGUCUUCACGUACCCCACCACUUGUCGACAUGACCCCUCGGUGUAUCCCGCUUCAUGGCACCCUCAAGACGCUGCAUUGUGCCUCAUGUGGCAAUACGUCGCCUCUACGCGAACACGUGUCGCGCUUUUCGACCGGCACGGCGCCGUCGUGCUCGCAGUGUAGCGAGUUGGAUCAUACACGCCAUUUGGUUGGUAAACGACUGCGAGGUGUAGGCGUGAUGCGGCCUUCUAUUGUACUCUACAAUGAAGACCACCGGGAAGGGGAGAAAGUCGGGGAUGUGGUGAAGAUGGAUUUGACAGGAGGACGACAGCGUCGGGCGCCGCCUGAUCUGUUGAUCGUAGCCGGUACAAGUCUCAAAGUACCCGGCACGAAACGCAUCGUAAAAGAAUUUGCAAAAGCGGCACAGUGCCGUUCGGAGCGCAGAGGAGUGAAGAAGAGUAGUGACUCGGACGAGGAAGAAGAAGAAGAGACCCCGUCGUCAUCGUUGUCGUCGUCGGAAGAGGAGAGCGAGGACGAAGAAGAACGACCUAUACGGACAAUUUACCUAAACCUCGACUUUCCGCAGCCGACAAGAGAAUGGGAGACGACGUUUGACAUGUGGAUUCAAGGAGACGUACAGACUUUUGCCGGCAUGGCGCAUGCAGCCAUGGAGAGCGAAGAUGGAGCACGUCGAGAACGUGCUGCGACGCGUAUGCGUGUCAAGUCGACAAGAGGAGCGAAAGGAUUGAACGAUUCUCCAGAAAUGUCCGGCGUCGGAACGAGGACUCGCAAGCGCAAGCGGGAGAUGGAGGCCGCAGAGGCCGUAGAAGCAGGUAGACAUAUGCAUGCGGAUGGGAGUGGAAGCGGGGUAGCCAUCAAACCGGGGGAGAAAGGGAUUGGAACGACAGGACUCGUUGGGAUUGGAAAAGCCAACCGCAAGUAUGACCUUGGCGACAGUCACGACAGCAAGAAAUACAAGUCGUCCAGACGACCGUCACUUGUCAAUUCCAUUGGAUUGUUCACUUUCGAUGAGCCACUCGCCGACAGAGAGUCGUUCUACAAUGGCAUCCUCAUCACUCCACUCGAUUUUGGCUCAGGGAAAACGGCGGGUAGACGAGUCGUCGUUUGUGGUUGGGGUGGCGGAGGCGUACAAUCGGCUACACACCUCGUCGAAUGUCUCGACAUCGAGCUUUUCAUCUUUACGACACGUUUCGACUGGCAGACCGUCGAAUGGGACAUCCUCGGUUCAUCUCUCGAGUCGGACGACAUUGGCGGAUGCAUGGGUUCAGCGAGCGCCGAUGAUGGUUGA